CCCACCACCCGCACCCCAUUUCAAAACUUGAAACAGCCGACUCGCUCGGAUUUGAGAGGAAAAGAAAGCGAUGGAGAACAUGAGCAGCGACUGCGGUGGCUCCAAGCGAGGGAUCCGAUUCGGCUUCUCCUGGGCUGACGAGGUCGAGCGUGAGGAGCUGGAGCAGGAGGAGGAGGAGCGGCGGCGGUGGGACACGGAGAGGGAGCAGAUCAAGGCGGACCCGUUCGGCGGAGCGCGGCCGCUGGGGGUGGAGCACCGGCGGUCGGAAAUGGAGAGGGAGAAGGUCAAGGCGGACCCGUUCGGCGCGGCGCGGCCGCGGGAGGUGGUGUUGGCCGAGAAGGGCGUCGACUGGCGCGCGCGCGACUGCGAGCUGGAUCUCCGCCUCCGAACCGCCCCGCGCCCGCGCCGCAGCCAGAAGCACGCGGCCGCUACGGCCACGAGCAAGGGGACCGUCGCGGCGCACGGGGCGACGCCCGCGCGUGGUGCUCCGCGGGACCAGGAUGCCGCGGGCGCCGGACGAACGCCGCACCCGAGGGGGCAGCGCGCUGCCUUCUCCACGCCGUUGCCGCCGACGGUUAGCCACAGCGCUUGGGGCGGAAGCAAGAGGAAGUGUGCCGGGGAAGGGCCUGGGCCGUCGCGGCGAGUCCAGACGGUGGACAACCAGAGGAAGGUCUUCGGCGAGCUCAACGUGGGAGAGGGCUGCGGCUCCUCGAUCAGAACCUCCAACAAUAAGAGCUGUGACUCCGGUGGAAGUCAAGCCGAGGGAAUCAAAUCAAAUAUGCCCGCGGUUGCGGACGGUGAGAACAGAUGUUGCAGGGUGACGACCACGAUGGUAACCGCAACCGAGGUUGCUCAAUCUGCUGUUGCCCAGAAGAGAAAGGGAGGGAAGAGGAGGAACGGAAAAAGAUCCAAGAAGACUCCGAACCAGCAACAAACACCGGGUCAUGUUCUUGGUUGUAAUCAGGAAUUCAGGAUACCACAGUUCUCCCAGAUUCAACAACGAUAAUGGCUUCACCCUAUUUUGUAGGCGGUGAUCGAAAAUGAGUAAUUCCACCUAUUAUAUUUCCAAAUUCUUCCCUUCUCAACUUUUUGAGCAAUUGGAAUCUAAGCUAUUUUUUUAGAAUGUGACAUUGCACGUCUUUCUAAGGUUUAUAUAUAAGUCUAUCUCAAAUUCAAAGGGUGA
This is a messenger RNA of Zea mays, 1183 nucleotides long. RefSeq lists its product as uncharacterized. Lineage: Eukaryota; Viridiplantae; Streptophyta; Magnoliopsida; Poales; Poaceae. The record is from RefSeq and is a predicted model, not a curated record. Gene Ontology annotation, molecular function: translation initiation factor activity; mRNA binding. The coding region runs from base 71 to 1006 and encodes 311 amino acids. The transcript is spliced from 2 exons.